This is a messenger RNA of Durio zibethinus, 1703 nucleotides long. RefSeq names its product sulfite exporter TauE/SafE family protein 3-like. Gene Ontology annotation, biological process: protein ubiquitination. The record is from RefSeq and is a predicted model, not a curated record. Gene Ontology annotation, cellular component: Cul4A-RING E3 ubiquitin ligase complex; membrane. Lineage: Eukaryota; Viridiplantae; Streptophyta; Magnoliopsida; Malvales; Malvaceae.
AUCAAGAUGGAGCAAUUUGGAGUGAAAAGGCGUGUUUUGAGAUCGAUAUUGUUGGAUUUCCUUAACUUUGCUUUAGCUUUCAUGUUAGUUUCUGCUGAGAGAAGCUUGAAGCAUGGAGAAUCCGCCAGGGAAUCUGAAACAAAUAAUAAUUAUUUUCUGAAAGCUAUUAAUUUCUUGUGGCAGUCUGAUCAAUCAGGUUAUAACCAUGUUUGGCCUGAAAUGGAAUUUAAUUGGCAAAUUGUGGUGGGAAGUAUAAUUGGGUUCUUUGGAGCAGCAUUUGGUGGUGUAGGAGGAGUAGGUGGAGGUGGCAUUUUUGUUCCAAUGCUCAGCCUUAUUAUUGGGUUUGAUGCAAAGUCAUCCACAGCUAUUUCAAAAUGUAUGAUCAUGGGUGGAGCAAUUUCGGCUGUUUACUUCAACCUGAAGCUAAGGCAUCCUACGCUGGAUAUGCCUAUCAUCGAUUAUGAUUUGGCUCUGCUUAUCCAGCCAAUGCUCAUGCUGGGAAUUAGCAUAGGUGUUGCUUUUAAUGUGAUCUUUGCAGAUUGGAUGGUCACAGUUUUACUUAUUAUUCUCUUUAUAGUAACAUCAACAAAGGCAUUCUUCAAGGGUGUUGAAACAUGGAAAAAAGAAACCUUGGUGAAAAAGGAGGCUGCCAGAUGUUUGGCGUCAAACGAUAGUGGUGAUGAAGAUGUGGAAUACAAGCCUCUUCCUAGUGGCCCAAAUGGUGACCCUCCCCAGGAUAACACAGACAAAGAAGUCCCUGUUUGGGAGAACAUUUGUUGGAAAGAACUUGGGCUUCUUUGUUUUGUAUGGGUUGCAUUCCUUGUACUGCAGAUUGCCAAGAAUCAUACAGCUACUUGUUCAGCAGCUUAUUGGGUGUUGAACUUGUUGCAGAUCCCAGUUUCUGUUGGGGUUUCUCUGUAUGAGGCAGUUAGUCUGUAUAAAGGACGGAGAGUAAUUGCAUCCAAGGGGGAUCAAGGCACAAAUUGGCGGGUACUUCAGCUUGUUACCUACUGUGCUUUUGGAGGACUAGCUGGAAUUGUUGGUGGUCUACUCGGCCUAGGAGGAGGAUUUAUCAUGGGUCCUCUAUUCUUGGAGCUGGGUAUCCCUCCUCAGGUCUCAAGUGCAACUGCUACCUUUGCCAUGACUUUCUCCUCUUCCAUGUCUGUUGUAGAAUAUUACCUUCUGAAACGUUUUCCAGUACCUUAUGCUCUCUACUUCACUGCUGUGGCUGCUAUUGCUGCCCUUAUCGGCCAGUAUAUAGUCAGAAGGCUGAUAAUUGUAUUUGGAAGGGCAUCUCUGAUUAUCUUCAUUCUAGCCUUCACAAUAUUUGUUAGUGCAAUAUCACUAGGUGGCGUUGGCAUAGCAAACAUGAUCGUGAAGAUCGAGCAUAAAGAAUACAUGGGAUUUGAGAACCUCUGCAAGUAUGAAGGCUGACAUUUUAGUUUCUUUUUGCUAUUUGACCCUCUAAUUCCCCUCCAAAUAGCCUAGCAUUGAAUCUGCCUUCUCUUUGUUCCAUUUCUUGGGUUGUUGGAAGAAAGAUGGUCACUAGUUUCAAUUUUAUAAACAACUCUCAUUUUUCACUUUCCAUGUAUUCAACAAAGACUUAUAGUGACGAACUUCAGAAUUUUUUGUUUGUCUAGAAGACUGAUGAAUGGAAUAUGUAAUUUUGUAUUAUUUGAAGUUUCAUCCUCCCUGACUUCAGA